AUGGCGAAUCAGAGCUCACCCAAAGUUGAUAUUCGUUCUGUGGAUGAAGAAGAUGCUUUAGACACCACACAUGCAGUUGCAAACACUAAAGCAACACAUGCAUUAGAGAAUUUCUCAGAUCCAGUUAGUGCUUAUUACCUACAUCCGAAUGAAAAUCCCUCUCUGGUAUUGGUUUCUACACUUAUGAACGGUAAGAACUACCAUGGUUGGGCUAGAGCCAUGACUAUGGCCUUGAUUUCCAAAAUUAAGCUUCAGUUUGUCAAUGGUUCAAUUUCUGUUCUAGAUCUGGCAUAUAGAAGGUACGCUUCUUGGGAGAGAUGUAAUACCAUGGUCCUUUCAUGGUUGCAUCGAUCCAUUACUGAUUCCAUUUCACAAUCGAUCCUCUGGAUGGAUCGAGCUGUUGAUGUAUGGAGAGACCUUAAAGAAAGGUUUUCUCAGUCAGACAUUUUUAGAAUCUCUGACUUGCAUGAUGAAAUAUUCCGUUUGCAUCAAGGAGAGAAUUCUGUUUCAGAUUUUUAUACGCAACUCAAGAUCCUGUGGGAUGAGUUGGAGUCUUUACAACCAACACCUACAUGUAAAUGUGCUAAGCCUUGCUGUUCAAUUUCUUCUCAAGUGAGAAGCAUCAGGGAUAGAGACUACUCUAUUCGAUUCUUAAAGGGACUUAAUGAGAUAUUUUCUCAUGUGAAAUCUCAAAUCAUGUUAAUGGACCCACUGCCUCCUAUAAACCGUGUAUUUUCCUUGAUCACUCAGCAGGAAAGACAGAUGAAUUUGAAUAAUGUGAUGCCUAAUGUCACAGAUGGAAAUUCCAAGGUAUUUUUCAACUCAACAGAGCAGCAUUCAGGACGUGGUCAUUUUUAUCCUCGAGGAAGAGGACGUGGUUAUAAUGGAGGACGUGGUUACAAUGGAGAUGGAGGACGUGGUUACCAUGGAGGACAUGGGAGAGCAUUUACUCCACGGUUGUGCACUUAUUGUGGCAAGACAAGCCAUACUGUUGAUACAUGCUUUGAGAAGCAUGGAUAUCCUCCUGGAUAUAGAGUUAAGGAGGUCCAUAAGGCAAAUAUUGCAAGCACUGAUACUUCUGAAGAAGUACAUUCGUAA
Messenger RNA from Gastrolobium bilobum, 1098 nucleotides. RefSeq lists its product as uncharacterized. Bases 1 to 1098 code for a protein of 365 amino acids. The record is from RefSeq and is a predicted model, not a curated record. Lineage: Eukaryota; Viridiplantae; Streptophyta; Magnoliopsida; Fabales; Fabaceae. The transcript has a single exon.